AGAGGAUCACUUUCUACAAAUAAGUACUGCCUUCCUAGCAGACAUCAUGAGCUACUGUUCAAACUGCGGCCAAUCAACUGCUUCACGUCAUGGAUACAAGACACCAAGUAGUAUUGCACAAGUAGCAGCAGGGACUCCAAAAAUUUUGAAGCAGUCAUUUGGUACAAGGUUUGAUAAUCUCUCAUCUUUGAGCACUUGGACUGUGAAGGGGCUGUCAAUCUUGCCGUCAGAUAGUACCGCCAUCGAGUCAAUCCCGUUCGCCCACCAGAAUUCCAGUGAAUGGUGCAUGGUGCUUGCAAACCAGUCAGAUGGACUUUACCUGAGCUUUUUGCUGAAAAAGUGCAAAAAUGGAGAGUGUUUAAGAGCAAUGCUGAAAGCUGAUGAGAUUAUUCCUUGUGGUCAAAAACGAGAAGUCUUCCCAAGCAAAUGGUACUCUUUGUCACAAGGAGGAAAAACACAACAGAAUCUUGUGAGGAAGUUGGGUACAUCAAAAAAGGAAGAUGAAGUAAUAUUGCAGUGUGAAAUCCGCAUCCAGUGCAUUACGCAGGACAAGUUGCCUGUGGCAGAGAAAGUUGAGCCAUACAUACAUAUAGUAAAAGGCUUGGAGACAAUGUUUGACAGAGAAGAACUCACAGACUUUGAACUGCAUGCAAGAGGCACAGUUCUAAAGGCACACAGAGCUCUACUGUCUGUACAGAGCCCUUACUUUGCGGCCAUGCUGCAACAACACACGAAGGAAGCAAAGGAGGGCCACGUGGAGGUCAAGGACGUGAGUCCGGAAGUGCUGAAGCAGGUUCUGCUAUACAUGUACAAGGGCGUGGCACCGGCUCUCAAGGACAUGCCGUGGGAUCUUUUAAUUGCUGCUGAUAAGUACCAGCUCCACCAGCUCAAGGGACAGUGUGAAAAUCACAUUGCCAGCUGUUUGAAUGUGGACAAUGCUGCAGAAACUGCCGCUAAUGCUCAAGUUUUCUCUUGUGACAUACUGUGGGGCCGUGCAGUCCUUUACAUUAAACAGAAUCUUUGUAAAGUCAUGUCCACUCAAGGAUGGCGUGACAUAAUAGCCUCACGUCCGGAAGCUGUACAGUGUAUCAGUGAGCUGAUGGCACAAUAA
Schistocerca nitens (vagrant locust) is the source of this 1111-nucleotide messenger RNA. RefSeq names its product speckle-type POZ protein-like. The record is from RefSeq and is a predicted model, not a curated record. The coding region runs from base 47 to 1111 and encodes 354 amino acids. NCBI's taxonomy places the organism in Eukaryota, Metazoa, Arthropoda, Insecta, Orthoptera, Acrididae. Gene Ontology annotation, biological process: regulation of proteolysis; proteasome-mediated ubiquitin-dependent protein catabolic process. Gene Ontology annotation, cellular component: cytoplasm; nucleus. Gene Ontology annotation, molecular function: ubiquitin protein ligase binding. The transcript is spliced from 2 exons.